Molecule: messenger RNA, 159 nt
Organism: Diversispora eburnea
Lineage: Eukaryota; Fungi; Glomeromycota; Glomeromycetes; Diversisporales; Diversisporaceae
Source: the annotation of a GenBank genome assembly
AUGGAUCCUAAUUUAUCAAAGUCUGAUGGUUCAAGUGUCAAUGCUUAUGAUAUCGAUUCCAAUGAAUUAUUAAAGUAUGAUGAUUCAAAAGAAUCCAAGGAAUGUAUUAAUUUAAAUAGUGUGAAUAAUAUUGCUUAUAAGAAAACUAGAAAGGACUAG